ACAGUACUUUUUUUUAUACAUACAUAUAGUGUAAAAGUCAAUUGUAAUUAAAAAAAAAUUAAAUAAAAAUUAUUUAAAUAACUAAAUCAAUCAAUCAAUUGGUGAUUGCAUUUGAAGAAAAAAAAGUGUUGAUUAUCACGGGUUGAUCCCAACAAUUGUGGACCAAUUGAUAGACGACUACUGGGAUUAAAAUAAAAACAUAUCGCGCGGCGUCCCUGAGAUUUACCACCACUUGUUUUACUAUACAAACUAUCUAUAGAUAGAUAGAUAGGCCAGUCCUAGACACACACACACACCCGACAGUGGUCAUCGGUAUAUCAGGACUUAACUGUCCCGACACACAAGUUGGUGGUCAUCAUCAACAACAACAAUGACUUCGAGGAAUGGCUUUAAGCGCAAAGUCUGCUACUAUUAUGACGCCGAAAUCGGUAACUUCUACUACGGCAAGAAACACCCGAUGAAACCGCAUCGGAUACGUAUGACCCACGAACUGGUACUUAUGUACGGCUUGUAUCGCAAAAUGGAAGUCUAUAGACCACACAAAGCCAAUGAAGAAGAGAUGUCACGCUUUCAUUCAUCUGAAUAUAUCCGUACACUUCGUAGUCUAGAACCGGAUAAUAUGCAUAACUUCGGACCUCAAAUCAAUUCAUUCUUGGCCGGCGAAGACUGUCCAAUAUUUAACGGUAUGUACGAGUUUUGCCAGAUAUCGGCUGGCGGUUCCAUUUCGGGUGCCAUCAAACUGAAUAAAAAGGCUACCGAUAUUGCCAUCAAUUGGGCCGGCGGUCUACAUCACGCCAAAAAAGCCGAGGCCAGCGGCUUUUGCUAUGUCAACGAUAUUGUAUUAGGCAUUAUCGAGUUACUUAAAUAUCACCAGCGAGUCCUCUACAUUGAUAUAGAUGUCCAUCACGGCGAUGGUGUCGAGGAAGCGUUUUACAUUACCGACCGAGUUAUGACCGUUUCGUUUCAUAAAUUCGGUAAAAACUUUUUCCCCGAAACUGGUGACCUGAAAGAUAUUGGCGCCGAACGGGGCAAACACUAUGCGAUUAAUGUACCGCUCAAUGACGGCAUCGAUGAUCUAUCAUUUGAAAGUAUCUUUCAACCGGUCGUUUCGAAAGUAAUCGAAACCUAUAGGCCAAACGUAAUUGUACUGCAAUGCGGUGCCGACUCCCUGACCGGCGAUCGUUUAGGUGUUUUCAAUUUGACACUCAAAGGUCACGGCAAGUGCCUGGAGUUUGUCAAAGGUUUCGACAUACCGUUGCUGAUAUUGGGCGGCGGCGGCUAUACUAAGAAAAAUGUGGCCCGUUGUUGGACAUACGAGACGGCCAUUGCACUCAAUACCGAUUUACCUAACGAUUUGCCACAAAACGACUACUUUGAGUAUUACGCGCCUGACUUUAAACUACAUAUAAGUCCGUCCAAUGCAUUCAAUCAGAAUCCAUAUCAGAAUUUAGAAAAAAUUAAAGCGACAAUCUUUGAAAAUCUACGAUCAAUACCUCACGCGCCGUCCGUCCAGAUGCGAGACAUUCCCAACAAUUUUACGCUCAUUAAACACGACAACGACGACGACAGCGAUAUAGACAUGGAUGACGACGAUGGCGGUGAUGAUCCAGAAGUUAGGAUCAGUCAACAGAGAUCUGAUCGACAUAUACUGCCCGAUAAUGAACUAUCGGAUAGUGAAGAUGAAGGCGACGGUAGACGAGAUGAUAGCUGUCAUCUGAUCAGUCAACCGACUCAACCAAAGAAGCCAAAAGUCGAACAGCAGCCAAUGGUUGUGGUGGCCACCAAUGCCGGCGCCGCCACCGCUGCCGAUGACUUAUCUCAGUCUCCAUCAUCUACUACUACAACUAAUCCACUAUCAUCUGCUUUAAUGCACACAACGACUUCAUCGUCGUCGUCAUCGUCAUCAUCAACGACAUCCUCCUCUACCACCACUACCACUACUAACGGUUUAGCCGUUAAUCUAACCUCACCGGAGGCGGCGACCAACGUUUGAUUAUUAUUAUUAUUAUUAUU
This is a messenger RNA of Oppia nitens, 2013 nucleotides long. RefSeq names its product histone deacetylase 1-like. Gene Ontology annotation, molecular function: histone deacetylase activity. Lineage: Eukaryota; Metazoa; Arthropoda; Arachnida; Sarcoptiformes; Oppiidae. The record is from RefSeq and is a predicted model, not a curated record. The transcript is spliced from 8 exons. Bases 371 to 1993 code for a protein of 540 amino acids.